Molecule: messenger RNA, 534 nt
Organism: Ascoidea rubescens DSM 1968
Lineage: Eukaryota; Fungi; Ascomycota; Saccharomycetes; Ascoideales; Ascoideaceae
Exons: 1
Coding region: 1-534 (177 amino acids)
Source: RefSeq, a predicted model, not a curated record
AUGUCUUCACUAAAUUCUCACCAAAUCUCCAGAAAAAAUAGAUUGGACGCUUUAAGAUCAAAAAAACGUAAAAUCGCUUCUAUCGUUGACCCCAAUGAACCAAAAAUUCAAUCCCCAACCGCUCAAUUAUCUAAUGAUAAUGAUAAUGAUGAAACCAUAUUGAAUGAAGAUGAUAAUUCGCCUACUCAACCAAACACAAAAAAAAUUAACCUAGUCUCAAGAAACUUCAAUCAAUCUCUGAAAAAUCCUACAAACGCAUUUUCAAACAUCUAUAAAUUAAACGAAAACGAAACUGUCGAAUUCCUAUCAACUAAAAUUCAAAAUCAAAUACUCCACAAAUUGUCAAUUUCAAUUCACAACUCCAAUACUUCCAAUACUUCCAAUACUUCCAAUACCUCCAGUAUCAUCAAAAAAAAAAAUAAAAGAAACUUGGAUUUGAAAUUAGACUUAAAACCCCAAUUCGACCAAUUGGAAUUGCAAACAAACUUAGCUUUAUCAAAUAUCCUCAAAAAUAAAUAUAAAACCGAUUCCUAA